Aspergillus ruber CBS 135680 is the source of this 1328-nucleotide messenger RNA. RefSeq lists its product as uncharacterized. The coding region runs from base 336 to 1142 and encodes 268 amino acids. Lineage: Eukaryota; Fungi; Ascomycota; Eurotiomycetes; Eurotiales; Aspergillaceae. The transcript has 4 exons. The record is from RefSeq and is a predicted model, not a curated record.
ACGCGUAUACCCACACAUGGCUGGUUGAGUGCUUGUCUAUCUAAAAGUACCCACCGGAUCACGUGUUUGACCGCCCUCGAUUCCUGCCCGGUAGUUCGACAUAUAGCUAGCCUUGGCCGAUAGGCACCCAAUCCAUCCAACUACUCGCGUACACCAAAAUGAUAUAUAGUCGACUAUAGGAUUGCCUCUCUAAGCUUUGAAAGAAACAUAUGCUAAUGGGAUGAACAUUGUAUUCUUUGCAUUAUAUAUGGCGUCACAUACCCCGAUAUAACCUCGGCAAUGUCCAGUUUGCUCUAGCAGAACACAAUCGAAAGUACAAACGUCUAUAGCACAACAUGCCAGCCUUAACGCUACACCUUUUCUCUCUCAAUAUACCUCCGCAAUCCUUCCUCCAGCGUCUACGCGAGCACCGAAUCGAAGUCGUCGUUUCCUCGUGCCCUCAGCACAUUGUGAUCCACCCGUCGCGUAUCGACCAAAACGCUCUCACCUCGCACCCAUGGGAUCUGUUAACCGUCCUCCGGAUCCCGGGUGAUAAGCCCGUCCUCCCAACCGACCUGCAAUCCGCUGUCCGCGACGAGUACAAAAUUCUGGUCGGGAUCCCGUCCAAGCUCCUGAUGACAUAUGCCGAGCGCGACAAGAAGCUGAAGCACGAGACGUCCUCGAUUCCAUUGACUGGAUCGCUGGAAAAGGCGCAGUCGCAGUCUCGAUCAACGUCGCAGAAUCUCGAGGUGUCGCCCGAGUUGCUCGCGUUUAUGGAGAAGUUGACGCGGGAGUAUGGCGAUAAGCCGGUGACCAUGCUGAAUUUGUUGCACUUUCAUUAUCCAGAUGGAAAGAAGAGUUAUUACCAAUACGGCCAGGCGUUUAUUCCUGUUGCUGGAAAGCGGGGAGGGAAUGCCAAACUGGUUGGGAAUGUGAUUAGGCCCACGAACGAUGGUCUUGACUCCCGGGGCGAUUGCAGUCGGCCGGAGCAGGAGUGGUGGAAUGAGAUCUCCAUCGUGCAUUAUCCAUCUAUUCGACAUUUCUGUGAUAUGCUUGCCGGUGAGGAUUAUCAGGCCAUCAAUGAGAAGCAUCGAUUAUCGGCUCUCCGCGAUACGUUCCUGCUGUGUACUACAGAAUGGGAUUUUGAGGCUGCGAAAUUAUAAACACAGUGCUGUGCAUAUACGGCAUACAUGAAAUGCACAUAUAUGCAGCCUACGUAGGAUUGAAUCGGCUCCAUUCCUUGAUCCUCCUUCCGUGGAUAUAGAAAAGAACCAGGGCUGGAAGCAGAACGGACGUUAGACAACGCAAUUGACGUCAAAGUUAUGAACUUAUCGCCGUUAGUGCAGUCG